AUGGUUUCAAUUCGGAAUAGUGGUGAAAUAACUUCAUCAUCUGAAAUUGGAAAUGUUUCAGUUGCAGAGAUAACAAAUCAUAAUAAUAAUAACAAUGUAGUUUCAACAACAGCUAUAUCAAUGGGACUCGUUUCUCAAAGUUCAAUACAGGAAAACAGUAGUAGCAAUCAUAACAAAGAUUCAAAUGACCUCUGUAUAUUAUCAACAAAUCUAGCUAGAUAUUGUAUAUAUGUAUUCACAAAGAAAAGGAUGCGUCCAUUUGUACUACAGUUUGACUAUCACUAUAGAAUCGCAGUUAUAAGUCGUCGUGGAAAGCAACUUAGAAUUGUGCCAUUCACUCAUCUUUUGGAACCAUUACUAUGUCCUUUCGAUCCCACUUUUCUAACGAUAAGAACAUCCGAACCAAAUUCUGUAUAUGCAGCUAGUAAAAAUGAAAGAUGUGAACUUAAUACCAUUAUGACUGAUAUCUUGAGUGAUCCACUCAAUUGUAAAUGUCCAGCUGUAGAUAUUAUGUUGUAUUCAGGUUAUAUUCAAAAGAAAGGAAAGGUAAAAUGGUCAACUAGAUGGGUGGAGAUUCAACAGUUACAGAUAUUCUGUUACAAAAAGAGAACUUCACAGCUUCCAGUCAAUGUGAUACCCAUCACAGACCUUUCCGUUAAGAUUUUGGAAUCCAAUAUCAUUAUACUUCGAAACGACGUUAGAGUAUUCUACUUUAGAACUGAAACAGAACAUCAAAGAGAUACAAUCUACAACAGACUGGUUUCAAUUGGAGUACCAAAUAAGAAUCAUAAUCAAUAUAAAGAUCAGCGAAAAAAAUCAUUGAAAUUAGUUCCAGCUGAACCUGGACACGAUUUAAAACAACUUCACUUUGAAAAUAGCACAGGUGGAGUAAACAAUAAUAAUAGUGAACAUCGUCAUCAUCAACCACAAAAUCAAUUACAACAACAAUUAUAUCAAAAAGAAUCAUUAUCAUUUGCUUCUGCACUCCAAAAGAAUAAAUAUUCAACUUUGAAUAAUAAUAAUAACAACAAAGGAACAUUAGAAAAUCAUAUUCAUCAACAACAAAUUAAAAUGGAACCAAAUAUUUUGGAUUCAAAUAAGUUAUCAUCUCAAUACACAGCUUCACAAAACAAUGGUAACAAAAUAGAUAUAGAUAAUCAUAAACCACCACUGGCAAGACGACAAUCAGUUAAACAGCUCAUUGAGAAAUAUAAUAGCAAUGGUCCUACUACUCUGAUCGAUCCCAACCAAAAUCCAUCGUCCAUAUCGAGCAGUCCAUCAUUAAAUAAUAGCGCAUCAAAUGUACACCAGAGAAAGUCAUUUACUUCAACCUCAAAUUCGAUUAAUAAUAGUAACAAUAAUAAUAAUAGUAAUAAUUAUGUAAGAUUCACAAAUGUAAAUACAUCAUCAACAAAUCAAACACAAAAACAAAUGUCAUCACUGAAAUUAAAUUGUAUAGAAUCAUCAACACCAAUAGAUAUAAAUAAUGUAUAUAAACUACAACACCAAGAAUCACAAACCAAUUGUAAUAUAUCGUCAACCAACACCAAGAAUCAUCAAAAGAAUCAAGAUAUUAAAUAUUAUGCAGAUUUAAUCGAUAGAAUGGAUGUACUUAACAACUCUUGUGAUGAAAUCAUUACUUGGAUUGACAAGAAUAAGAAUCAAUUGACCAAGGAUGUUUGUCAGAAAUUGAUAGAUGAGUUCAAUCAGAUAUCAACAACACUACCAGAUCUUCAAAGGGAAUUGCAUUUCACAUAUGUCUUUGACAACGUCCAAGUUCAAUACGUUGACAAUCAUAACAACAACAACAACAACAACAACAACAACAACAACAACAACAACAACAACAACAACAACAACAACAACAACAACAACAACAUUAGUAUCUAUCAACAUUCAAUGAGCGAUUCUAGCAGUGAAACGAACACUCGAAGUAAUUCCAUUUGUAGUUCCUAUUCUGAAGAUCUUAGCAGUGAUAGUGAAGAUGACCAUAUUUUCAUGGCGGAAUCACUUACAUCCGUUCCAAUUACGUUGAAUCUUUCACCGUUUCCUAAACUUCGCAAGCAUAUCCGCCCCAAACCUCACAGCAUCGAAGACAUCACUUCAAAUCUGAUCUCUCAAAAGGGAAUAUCUUCAUAA
Heterostelium album PN500 is the source of this 2139-nucleotide messenger RNA. RefSeq lists its product as uncharacterized. The record is from RefSeq and is a predicted model, not a curated record. Lineage: Eukaryota; Evosea; Eumycetozoa; Acytosteliales; Acytosteliaceae. Bases 1 to 2139 code for a protein of 712 amino acids. The transcript is spliced from 5 exons.